AUGUUUGAAUAAGAUUAUUACAAAAGAAUAAUCAAUAAGUAAACCACUCCAAACAGAGGUAUGAUUAAUACAGCCAAGCCUUGGUUUCCUGAACUCAAACAUCGCUUGGCUGUUAAAGGUACAAUGCUUCAACCAAAUAGAUUACGAUUAUAAAUUUUUUGCUCUGCCUCCUAAUAAGAUGAUAUCUUUGAUUAAGAAAGAAAAGAUCAACAUUCCAAGCGAUAACCAAAUUAGGGAAUUCUUAAGAAAUCAUUCCCUUAAACAUUUGGUUCAUUAUAAUAUAGAAGAUUAUAAAAAUGUAGAAGCAAUUUAACCAUAGCAAUGUCAUUCUUCAAAAAACAUUAGCCACAAUCAUCGCAAAUUUAUUAAAUAAACUUAAUAAAAUAAUAAUGGAUUUUUUUUUGAAUAAAAACCAAAAACUGCUUAAUAAAAUUAAGAAACUUAAUCAUCUUUGUAAUAUACAAAAAUAAGAGAGUUGAAAUCAUAAAAUCUUUAGAAUCGACCAAAAAUUGAAAAUCCAUCUUAAGAUAUCUGCUUAGAAAAACCUAAUUUGAGAUUUCAAGAAUUAUCAGUUAAAUCUACUCCAAAAUUAAAUCCUACAAUUUCUAAAUGUUUUCCAAGCACUAAUAAAAUGAAAAAUUAUAGAAAAAUUAACUUAUUGAUGCGUUCCUUAAAGAAAAUUUAAUUACUUGGCCUCACUAUACCUGAGAUUAUGACAUAAUAAAUAUUUUAGAAAACAGCUUUUGCAUCUUAAUAUUCAAAAGAAUUCAUUUUUGCUGCAAAAUCUAACAAUAUUGAUUAAAUUUUAAAUUUGUUAUAGACCCAACCCUUUUUAGUGUUUCAAUACGACUAUUAUAAUAUGACAGCUCUACAUUGGGCAUGUAAACAUGGCCAUUUGGAGAUAGUUAAAAUCUUAUUAUAAUAUCAUGCUGAUUUUGAUGCUCUUGAUGUGAUGAAUAGAACUCCAUUAAGUAUUGCAAUAUCAGAAAAUUAAAAAGAAAUUGUUAAAUUAUUAUUAAUCUAUGGAGCCAAUCCAUGGAGUACUAUUCUAACUGAUUUAAAGAUAUCUCUUUAAAGAAAUCCUGAAUUGAAGAAAAUAGUUAGUGAAGCAAGAAAAAUCUAAAUUUUGAAUAAAUGGAGUAGAUUCCCUUAAUCUAUGUUUAAUAUUUGCUGGUGA
Paramecium pentaurelia is the source of this 1177-nucleotide messenger RNA. The record is from the annotation of a GenBank genome assembly. Lineage: Eukaryota; Ciliophora; Oligohymenophorea; Peniculida; Parameciidae.